Molecule: messenger RNA, 3375 nt
Organism: Cucurbitaria berberidis CBS 394.84
Lineage: Eukaryota; Fungi; Ascomycota; Dothideomycetes; Pleosporales; Cucurbitariaceae
Exons: 2
Coding region: 219-3158 (979 amino acids)
Biological process (GO): intracellular calcium ion homeostasis; calcium ion transmembrane transport
Cellular component (GO): membrane
Molecular function (GO): calcium ion binding; calcium channel activity
Source: RefSeq, a predicted model, not a curated record
CCCCCCCCCCCGGCACUCUCGAAGCACUCUUGCUAUCACUCGCUUUCAAAGAGUCUUCGGGUGAAUCUUCCACUGUCGGACCGACGUCAUCUCCCGGUUAGCUCGUAGACCCUCAGUUUUCAACCAGAACCAGCCAAACGUUACGCGCAACCCAUUGAAAGCCCUCCAUACACGACUUGUACUUCCAAACUUAGUCAUUGAGUGUUAUUCACUCAACCAUGACUACGCCAGUGGGCGACCGGCCUGAGCCGACAUACAACAUGGAUAGCCAAACGCACGCCAACCGCCAACGAUCUUCCGAUGAUGACGGCACUUUUGUUGGAGAGCCAUUGAGUCCACAGCACUCAAACAGACAAGAGAUCCCAGGACCACGUCCGAACAACAGGUCACGAUCAGGCACGCAUCUCACCGUCGACACUGCGCACGACAUGGCCGCGAUGAAGUCUAUGCAGUCACCGUCCCAGACACGCGAGCAAGCAAGCAGGCUGAACGACGACCUCGCCCUGCUCCAGAUAGAACAGGAGCUUAAUGACCAAUACGACAACCUCCAACGAGGUCAUUCUGUUAAUCGCUCCAUGACCCGGGUGCGAUCUCGCCGCGAAGACCCCAUAGACGAGUUCGAUGCCGCUACGAACCCAUUGCACGAACAAGCGGCUCGCUACCUACCACCCGAGAACCCCAGUACAAGCUUCUCCAAGUUUUUCAAGAAGAUCCACAACUCGUCAUGGGUAGUUAGGUACUUCACGUACAUCACACCCAUGGCCCUUCUGAUUCUCAUUCCCUUACUCGUUGGCGCGUUAGCAUUUCCUAAUGCCAAUGUGGGAGGUGUGAGACUAGUCUGGUUUUCUGUCUGGCUGAUGAUUGUAUGGUUGACGCUGUGGGCCGGAAGGCUCCUCGCUAAGAUGCUUCCCUGGCCAAUUGGCCUCAUCGCAAGUCUGUUCACGAAUAAUGCUAAGAAGUGGAGAGAUAUGGGCAAGCAACUUGAGAUGCCAGCUGCAUUAUUCUUUUGGUGGCUGGCGAUCGAAGUCUCCUUCCUGCCAACGAUGACAAACCACAACGUCAAUCACGGCGACAAAAGCACUCAACCCUGGCAAAAGACGAUGAACAAAGUAUUAGUGACUUUCUUCGUCGGUUCUAUACUAAACUUUGUAGAAAAGAUCAUCAUUCAGCUCAUCGCGAUCAGCUUCCAUCUCCGAACGUAUCAGGACAGGAUAGAGUUGAACAAGUUUCAAAUUGGUAGUCUCGCAAAGCUGUACAAGUACUCCAAGGAAAUGAUUGCCAUGGAAGACUCCGAGUUCGAGCAGGACGAAGCCACUGGAGGACCAUCCGGCGCACGUACUCCAGGAAAGAUGGUGACAGAUGCACAAAAGAACAUCAAAGUGGGCUUCAACAAGUUUGGAGAUCUUGCUGGAAAGGUGGCGGGAGACUUUACUGGCCGUCAAGUUACGUCGAGCGGCCAUCCCAACCAGGUUGUCCUCCAACUUAUUGGCACUACCAGUGGCGCUCAGGUCCUUGCCCGUCGUUUGUACCGGACCUUUGCCCGUAUUGAGACCGAGACGAUUCACUCAGACGACUUGAAAAAUGCCUUUGAGAGCGACGAGGAAGCCGAUGCAGCAUUCUCUAUGUUCGACAAGGAUAUGAACGGAGAUAUCUCCAUGGAAGAGCUGGAGGCCGUCUGUGUGGAAAUCGGACGAGAACGCAAAUCUAUUACCGCAUCACUCAAGGACCUUGACUCUGUGGUUAGCAAGCUCGACGAUGUUUUCAUGUUCAUUGUACUCAUCAUCACGAUUAUUGUUUUCAUAACCCUCAUCUCGACCUCCGCUGCCGGUGUCCUCACCUCGGCUGGUUCGACGCUUCUGGCUCUGUCAUGGCUGUUCGCUGCGACUGCGCAGGAAUUCCUACAGUCCGUCAUUUUCGUCUUUGUCAAGCACCCUUACGAUGUUGGUGACCGUGUCAUGGUCUAUGGCAACACUGGUGACUUGGGCAAGGGUGAUGAUUACUUUGUGAAGGAGAUCGCCCUGUUCUAUACGGAGUUCAAGAAGAUGCAAGGACACAUCGUUCAAGCACCGAACAGCUAUUUGAAUACGCUGUUCAUUCUCAACCACAGACGCUCUGGAGCCCUCGCCGAAGCUGUACCUAUCAUCAUCAAGUUCGGUACGACGCUGGAGCAGAUUGAGCAACUUCGCGAAACCCUGAUGGGUUUUGUCACCGCAGAGAAACGCGAGUACCAGACCAACAUUUUGACGGAGCUGCGAGCAGUACAGGAGGUCCAUUGGCUCGAAAUGAACGUUGUCUUCUUCUACAAAUCUAAUUGGCAGAACGAAUUGCUGCGUCUACAGCGUCGCAACAAAUUUAUCUGCGCUCUCACCAUGGCCCUACAAGACUGCGGUAUUGAGGGACCACGUAUGCGCUACCCUGGACAGAAGGAGUCAUUCCCGGUAUAUCUUCAAAACCUUCAGAAUCCUGCUACGCCUGGUACAGGAAUCAAUGGGUCGCCUGACAACCCAUCUGGCAACCUUAGGAACCAACAAUCGCAGGACGAGCCUUUCGUGGCCCCCUUGGACGGCACUACAGAUGCUCCUCAAAAUGGCAGCGUACCUGGACGCCGCGCGUCUAUUCUUCGUCAACCCGGUCGCCCUCGUGGAGAGUCACUGGCCGCCAUGGGCCGACGCGUUGACUUUUCGCUGGGCAUGAAGUCGAUGGGAUUAAACGACCCAACUGGAGACGUUCUUGAUGACCGUGAGAAUGAGUCUCGAGCCAGGGCCACGGUAGUGAGGAUUACCUCUCCAUCUCGCUCACAAGACCGCGCACGAGAGUCCCACGACAGCGGACGUUCCACCUCAAUUCAACGUGUAGGCACGAAUGCUAGCUCAACAGUGAAGGAGCGUACCCACAGGAACCGCUUCUUCAGUCGUGGUCGUCACGCUGACGAGGAGGCCGGUAUGGCGGAUAUUCCUGAGGCUGAAACUCCUCCUGCAAGCAAGAAGCUGGACCCUCGCACGGGUCUGAUUAGUCCGCGAGCUGUAAGGAUGAGCACCGAUGAGUCGAGGUUGCCCCAGUCUUCUGGCGCGCUCCCGGACACAGCAGACUCGGAGAGGCCCUUCAAUCAUCCGCCUCGCGCGCAAACAGACAACUACGAGAUGCGAAGACUCCUUUGACCUUCAAGUCACGCGUAAAGAUUCAUAUGUUAAUUGUUCAUAAUGUAGAGCGAAUUGGACACAGAGAGGCGUAUCGAUGAGCGGCAAUUUGCAAGUUUCGCAUGAUAGCAGUCCGACGGCAGUGCGCCAUGGUCCCUGCUUGUAUUUAUUGAAGUUCCAGCUUCGGAAGAGGCUAAGAUAGAUUGACGAAACGCAAUUGAACUAGGUAUACUUGAAG